Molecule: messenger RNA, 4634 nt
Organism: Anopheles nili
Lineage: Eukaryota; Metazoa; Arthropoda; Insecta; Diptera; Culicidae
Gene: Arms
Product: kinase D-interacting substrate of 220 kDa
Exons: 8
Coding region: 16-4536 (1506 amino acids)
Molecular function (GO): protein binding
Source: RefSeq, a predicted model, not a curated record
AAUCGGUGCGACUCGAUGGGAUCCUUGGGCCACCGUUCGCUCCUUCAGUACCUGGAAUCGGAUGAUCUAGCUGGUCUAAAAUCAUUCCUUGGCACACGCCACUUGCAGGUGGACGAUCGAGAUGAGAAUAAUACAACGGCAUUGAUGGUCGCAAGUGGCCGCGGUGCAUCGCAUUUCGUGAAGGAGCUUCUAGCCCGUGGAGCUGACGUACAGGCGCAGGAUCUCGACAACUGGACGUCGCUGCACUUCGCAGCCAAAGCUGGCCACGUCGGGAUCGUGGAACUGCUGCUAGACAAUGGCGCUGAGCUGGAACAUCGGGAUAUGGGCGGCUGGACCGCCCUUAUGUGGGGCUCGUACAAGGGCCACACAAGUGUCGUGGGGUUACUGCUGCAACGCGGUGCGGACGUGCAGGCCCACGGCAACUAUCAUCUCAAUCCGCUGCUGUGGGCUUCAGGACGCGGGCACACUGAAAUCGUGAGGCUGCUGGUUAACACGGGAGGCGCGAAGGUGAACGUAGGUGAUAAGUACGGAACCACACCCCUGGUAUGGGCUUGCCGCAAAGGAACCGCGGAUAUCGUGGACGUUUUGCUAAAGGCUGGGGCGAACGUCGACACGGCUGGCAUGUACUCGUGGACCCCGUUGCUGGUGGCUGUCAGUGGUGGUUUCCAGGAGUGCGUCAGCCUGCUGCUAGAGCGCAAACCGAACGUGAAUGCGCUGGACAAAGACGGCAUGACGGCACUGUCCAUCGCGUGUCGCGAAGGACUAACCGAGAUCGCGUCGGCACUGAUCGCAGCCGGAGCCUAUCUGAACGUGCAGGAUCGAGCCGGUGACACGCCGCUUAUCAACGCCGUCAAGGGUGGCCACCGGAGUGUGGUGGAAAUUCUGAUGAAACGCCACGUGGACGUGGAAAUACAGGGCAAGGACAAGAAGACCGCACUGUACACUGCCGUUGAAAAGGGACACACGGCGAUCGUGAAGUUGAUCCUACAGUCAAACCCAGAUCUGGAGCUCUCCACCAAAGACGGGGACACGCCACUGUUGCGAGCGGUUCGCAAUCGCAACCUGGAGAUCGUGCAAAUGCUGCUUGAGCGUAAGGCGAAGGUGGGUGCAACGGACAAGCGAGGUGAUACCUGUCUGCACGUGGCCAUGCGUGCUCGUUCGAAGGCAAUCGUCGAGGCUUUGCUAAGCAACCCCAAGUAUGGUCAGUUGUUAUACCGAUCCAACAAAGAGGGCGAAACACCGUACGCCAUCGAUGCUACACACCAGAAGACGAUCCUUGGGCAGGUAUUCGGGAACAGAAGACUCAACGCCAACGAGGACUCAGAAGGCAUGCUCGGAUAUGGGUUGUACUCGUCGGCGCUUGCUGACGUCCUCUGCGAGCCAACCCUUACAACCCCUAUUACGGUGGGUUUGUACGCUAAAUGGGGCAGUGGUAAGAGCUUCCUGUUGACGGAACUUCGCGAUGAAAUGCGGAACUUCGCCCACUCGUGGUCGGAACCACCGAUCGACGCGUCGUGGUUGUUCUUUCUCAUCAGCCUACACAUUGUCCUGCUGAUCGGUACGAUCGUGGGCCUGGCAUCCGGCAGCUACGUAUGGGGUUUGGUCACCGGAGUCGCGCUGCUCGUGCUCAUCUACUUCGCGGACAUCCUGGUCAAGUUUCUCAAUCGGCGGUACGAUCUCGAGUGGCCGUAUUUGCUCCACAAUGGACUCUCGCGUAAGCUCGGCCGAUUGCGUUUGAUACUGCAGGUCGCCUUCUGUCAUCCGCCAGGACCGCAAAGUGACCAGCAGCCAAUGCCGGUUAGGUUUCACUUCGCAGAAGCUAGUGGAGCCGCCCCAAAUGGAGACGCUGCCGUAGCGCUUAUGCUGGCGUCCUUGUUCGAUGCAAUCGAGGCACACUACGGUUCGUUGGCGACCGGACUGUAUCGUGCUUUUCGGCCCAAACCCCUAAAAGCUACCGGAGGAUGGAAAUGGCGUAAAAUGUGCUGCAUGCCGGUAGUGCUCAUGUUCGAGCUAGGUGCGCUGGGGAUCCUGGCAACGGCUUCACUCUCGAUCAUCUACUCCGAGUACGGGAUGGAAGGGCGUGAUGAAAUAGCCGUCGCGAUCUAUGUUCUACUAGGCAUCUUGUUGGCCGGUGCUAUCGCCAACCUGCACGCUUGGUCGAAGCUGGUCGGAGCGCUGUUCAUGUCGCAGGGCAAACACCUGAAGCGUGCCUUCAACAGCAAUGAAGCUGCCCCGCUAACGGCUCUCGGUGCCGAAGUGAGCCUAAUGACGGAUAUGGUGCGCUGUCUGGAUGCCUUCACCGGACAACAGAGUCGGCUGGUCGGUGUAGUCGAUGCACUGGACUCGUGCGACACCGAGCGGACCCUCACGAUUCUGAACGCCGUACAAACGCUUCUAUCCGGACCGCAACGUCCAUUUGUGCUGCUCCUAGCCGUGGAUCCUCAUGUCAUAGCUAAGGCGGCCGAAGCAAACAGUCGCCGGCUGUUCACUGAAGGAGGCAUCGGAGGACACGACUUUCUGCGCAAUCUCGUGCAUCUUCCGGUGUACCUGCAGAACUCGGGUCUGCGGAAAGUGCAGCGAGCGCAAAACACCGCCAUGUCCGCUUACCGACGUGUUAUGCCCGAUAUGAGUCGGGACGAUGAUCAACCGCAUCUAGGACACUCGGCGUCGGCUCGACGGCUGUCAAACGCGUCGGAAAUCAUGUCAUCGCAGGAGAAGUUACGGGCGAUGCCGAGCUCGUCCCGCGGCGGAAGCAAGAAGCUGCGCGUGUCCGACUCGAUCGCCAGCUCGAUUGGUUCGAACCUGCACAAGCUGGGCCAAAAUCCGCCAGUCGAUUUGUCUAAGAUCAUCCUUACCGAUGACUACUUCAGUGAUGUCAACCCGAGAAGCAUGCGCAGGUUGAUGAACGUUAUCUACAUCACGGUGCGGCUGUUGAAAGCCUUCCAAAUUGAUUUCAGCUGGUACCGGUUAAGCUCGUGGACAAACCUCACCGAACAGUGGCCACUGCGUGCUAGCAUGAUCGUGCUGGAACAUGAUCAAGCCGGCGACAGCAUUGACGAUUCAGUGUCACUUCAAGCUGUGUACGAUAAAGUUCGACCAAAGCUGACGUGUCUCCGGGAGGCGGCUGCGUUGCUCGAUCUGGAUCGAGAUGAACGCAAGUUGGACGCAUUCUUGCAACUGCACAAAUCCGACCUACUAGUGUCGGAUUUGCGUAUAUUCUUGCCAUUCACCAUUAAUCUCGAUCCUUACCUGAGAAAGGUGCUGAAGGAGGACCAGCAAGCACUGGAAGACGAAGGCAUCAUCAUCCCGAUGAAGACCGUGCUUCCACCGAGCAAGCCAAGUGGAUAUAUACCAUCUCAUCACCACCGGAUUCACCACGGAAACGUGCUUCAACCGACGCCACAGCAUGCGAACAGUUUAGCAAACUGGCCAAACUUUUACAACCCACAGCCACAAGCGAUGGCGUUGAUGAGCUGGGCAAAUGCGAACUGGGCCAACUUACUAAACCCGGGCGCGAAUCCGCUCGUAAACGAAGCAUUAAACAAAGCUAGUGGCCCUAUCAUAACUGAACAUCCAAGCCACGAACAGCAUUCCACGACCGCUGGGGUCGGCAGCAGUAACCGGGGAAAGGCCACAAACCACAAAACCUCGAAUGGACCAUCGACGUCUCCACCGAUCGAUAUCGAUUUGUCGAACGUGCAGCUAUCCAGCCUAACGGUUGAGCAACUGGUCGACUUGCUGGGACAGGUGAACGAUCUUAAACCGGCAAUGGAGCGUAUGGCACCGGUUUUGCGCGAUAACGCCAUCUCCGGCAGAGUGCUGAUGUAUUGCAGCCUGGAUGAGCUAAAAUCGGUGCUUCAUCUUAGCUUUGGGCACUGGGAAAUGUUCAAGUUGUUAGUUACGGCGUUACGCGAAUCGAGCAUGUCGCAGCCUCCGAGCAGGAAACUCUCGAAGACCACCUCGUUCGCCAAGGGUACGGCCGAUUCCGUUGAGCUGCCGGAACCGAUUGCUCAGUCGACGCCACCGUUCGGUUCAGCUUCGAGCAGCUUCCAACCGAUCCGUCAGAAGUCGCAGAAUAUGCUGGAAAAACAGCCAGCAAAAGUGCAUGAUUACGAAUAUAUUCAGGUGACGCUCGAGGAGCAGAUGAUUUGCGGCGCAUUACAAACGCUCAACGAGGAUGCGUUCGAGGACGUGGUCAGCGGCAGCGAGCGACCCAGCCCGACCGGUGAGAUGUUUAGCCAGCACCUGGCGCCCAUACGGGAAAGCUCGGAAAUCGGUUCACCACCUCGCCUCACUUACAACCUUACUAAUCCCAACCUCACCGAGCUUGCAACCAGCAACGGUACGCUGAACGGCGGUGACGACGGUGUCGGUGGUGGUGGUGGCUUCCUCGGUCCGGCACCGCGGUCCGGUCGGCACAGCCGCUCCCACAGCCUGCAUGAUGACGCGUCACUGACCAACGUGGUGGUCAUUCCAACCUUCCUGACCACGCCCGCCAGCACCGGCACCGGCAACAUCAACGACACCAAGCUCUAACUCACGGUGAAUCGAUUCGGCACCCGGCACGGUGGCACCCCAGGUUGCUGAUGCUCCUGUGGAGCUGUUGCUGUCGUCGUCGUUGUCGUGGUCGAUGU